GAAGUGGUCUCGGCUGCGAUGAGCUAUCGAAAGGUGGAUAAAACAAUCCGUUGAUAAAACUUCAAGCAAGAAAAAAACGAGCGUGUCGGUCGGCCAAACUCAAACAAAGGCGGGCGGAAUGACUUUAUUGGCUCGUUUUUUGCUUUUGGUGAGCGUCGCUGCGGCUGGAACGGCGGCGAAGAGCGACGGCGACGACGAGUGGGUUCAUCUUCCGGACAAUUGUGAAGUGUGCAAGUUUGUCAGCAUCGAGAUGAAGUCUGCCUUCGACGAAACUGGGAAGACCAAGGAAGUUAUCGAUCGCAACUACCGCUUCAUUGACAGCAAGGGAGCUCCGCCUAUUAAAUACGUCAAGUCCGACCUGCGCUUCAUCGAGGUAGUGGAGAACGUGUGUCAGAGGCUUCUGGAGUACAACCUGCACAAAGAGAGAAGCGGCAGCAAUCGCUUCGCCAAGGGCAUGUCUGAGACCUUCUCCACCCUUCACGGCCUGGUUAACAAAGGGGUUAAUGUGGUCAUGGACAUUCCAUACGAGCUGUGGAACGAGACGUCAGCGGAAGUUUCUGAUCUCAAGAAGCGGUGUGACGUGUUGGUGGAGCAGUAUGAGGACGUGAUUGAAGACUGGUACAAAGGUAGCCAGGAAGAAGACUUGACGACAUACUUGUGUGAGAAGCAUGUGCUCAAAGGAAAGGACACAGCCUGCUUGAAGGAGGAGUGGACUCCCAAAAAGAAGGGAGACCAUGCAGCUAUCGCAGAAGACAAGACGAAGAAGAAGAAGAAAAGUGAAGGAAAUGACGGCAAAAAGAAAAAGGAGAAGAAAGUGAAGAAGGCUGCAGCGGAAAGUAUGGAGGGAGUCCAGCCUCAGGCGUCUCUGUCUGGGAUGAAGACGGAGCUCUGAGGAAUCUGUGGAGAACGCUUGCAGGAACUUUUGUUACAAUGAAGAAACAAUUUCUCCUAUGCUGUACUUUAAUUUUAAUGUCAUGUUGAAUGUGUGUUCUCCAAGCUGCUAUUUAAGAUACAUGUGAAUUUCCUCGUGUGUGUGUGUGUG
Hippocampus comes (tiger tail seahorse) is the source of this 1042-nucleotide messenger RNA. It is a transcript of the gene cnpy3, whose product is annotated as canopy FGF signaling regulator 3. The coding region runs from base 119 to 892 and encodes 257 amino acids. Lineage: Eukaryota; Metazoa; Chordata; Actinopteri; Syngnathiformes; Syngnathidae. The transcript is spliced from 6 exons. The record is from RefSeq and is a predicted model, not a curated record.